Peronospora matthiolae is the source of this 420-nucleotide messenger RNA. The record is from the annotation of a GenBank genome assembly. Lineage: Eukaryota; Oomycota; Peronosporomycetes; Peronosporales; Peronosporaceae.
AUGACGUACAUCCGCUCGUUUGCCCUUCUUGCUGGACUGGCUCUAUCUUCGACGGAUGCCCAAGGGCUACUACCAGAGCCUGACGCGAUGGUGGGUAGCUACAGCGCGUCACGAGCUAUGACCCUGAACGAGGUCGCGUUCCUGACGACGACUGCAUGCCAUCCAAGCCUGUACAAUGCGGACGUGACCAUCCGCAUCUGCUUUACAGAAUUUGGAAAGGUGGCGACGCAGGACAUGCUUGGUACGAACUACAGGUACGAAGUGAAGGGCUGCUGUGUGGACGGGAACGAACUCUUGGGCUUCUGCCGCCCUGGCGUUUGCCACACGCCCUCGGACUACGAAGUCACCAUCUACAACCAGGAGUCGCCGGCGAUGGUGAAUGUGUCGUCUAUCAAGGAGAUACAGCCUAAAAGCCAGUAA